AUGUCAAACAAAAAGCCAAUCCAACCCCAAAUCUUCAAUGUUGCUACCUCGCACAUAGUUCUCCGGAGCAUGAAAGUUCCCGGCAUGUUCCCUUUGCUCUUGGCAACACUCUUGGCGGCGCCGUUCUCCGGCUUUGGGUACGGUUCCGGCCCCGGACCGGCCCUCGUCUCGGCUCACGGCGGACUAGCUAAUUACACGGUUGAUGAUGUUUGGUAUCCGGGCUACGACCCAAACUCCCCCCUCGGUCCCCUCCAACUCUCCCAACCAGCUGAAAUGGGCAUCCCCCAACGCUCCUACGCCUCCAUAGACCCUCUCUUCUCCCCCACCUCCCCUUACAUAGCCUGUAACUCCCCUGGCCUUUCACCCCCCAAUGACCCCUCCCACUACAUCUCUUUGUUGCUCGGCUCCAACCUAACAGCCAUCUACUACUACUGGCUUCACCCGGUGGGGCCAAUGUCCGUUUGGCUUUCCCCUUGCCCAGACAACGACUGCACAACCGUCAACUUACCCAAAACGAAAUGGUUCAAAAUCUGGGAGGCAGCAUUAUUAGGUGGACCGAACCUAGCAGAAGGAACUUGGUAUCAGAAACGGUUCCAAAAGUGGGAUGGGGAUGGGGAAAAUCGGUGGGAAGUCGUGGUGCCGCGGGGGUUGAAGAGUGGGAGGUAUUUGGUUAGACAUGAGAUUUUGAGCUUGCAUGUUGCGGGGAAGCCGCAGUUUUAUGUUGAGUGUGCGCAUUUGGAUAUCAAAAAUGGAGGUGUGAAUGGGGGAGAAGAUAGAGUACUGCCGCCGGAUGAGUACUGGGUUAAGUUCCCGGGGGGUUAUAGGGAUGAUGGUAAGUCGGAUCUUUCACUUUGA
This is a messenger RNA of Sordaria macrospora k-hell, 855 nucleotides long. NCBI's taxonomy places the organism in Eukaryota, Fungi, Ascomycota, Sordariomycetes, Sordariales, Sordariaceae. The record is from RefSeq and is a predicted model, not a curated record.